Molecule: messenger RNA, 2319 nt
Organism: Oncorhynchus mykiss (rainbow trout)
Lineage: Eukaryota; Metazoa; Chordata; Actinopteri; Salmoniformes; Salmonidae
Source: RefSeq, a predicted model, not a curated record
UCUGGCUCUACCCUGCUACAGCGCACCUGGGCAAGUCAAUCCUUUAGGAGUUCCAGUCUCUGCCCAUGCUGGGAAGUUCUACGACACGUCUCCCAGAGAUCACGUCUGCGGUGGGCUGAAUUAUGACGUUCUAGAUUACACUUGCUGUGAAAGAGUACUGCAUAAAGAGGCGCGGCUGUCUUGCUGUGGAAACAGGGUCUUUAACCUCACCCAGGCUUCCUGUUGUGAAGGUCAGGUGACUCUUAAUGUGAGCCAGCUGGUGUCAGAUUGCUGUGGGUGUCAGGCCUAUGACCCACUCAACCAGCUGUGCUGUGACUCUCAGAUCCUAACCAGGACCCAACCCCAUUCCAAGUGUUGCGGAAAAGAGCUUUACGAUGAAGACCACCAGCUCUGCUGUGGAAAUGUCAUUAAAGGAAAGAAGGUCCUGACCAAAAUGUCCGUUCACCACCAGUGCUGUGGAGACCACCAGUUUGACCAGCGAAGCCACUGCUGCUGCUUCGAUUCUGAACCACUCUCUCCAGAGCCUCUCAAUGCAAGCUGCUGUGCAUCAUCAGGGUCGAAUCACUUGGGAAUUGCUCCGACUUCUCCGAAAUGUAUGUCAGGGAAACAGCCCUGUGGUCUAGGUGCCUGUUUCAACCCAACAACAGAACGUUGCUGUGUGAACCCUACAUCUCUCCAGGGACAAAGUUACUCCCACGACCAGACCUGCUGUGAGGGAACACUACGCCACACCCCAUAUCUCUACAAUGGUGCUAGCUGUGGCUCUCAGGUUUACAAUCCAGACAGUAAAAUCUGCUGUGCCGGGAAGCUGUCCAAUAGGGUGCUUGGAAAAAACCUGUGCUGUGGUACAACGCCGUAUGGUGUAGAGGACCGAGGGGUGUUGUGCUGUAACCAGACCUUGCACUGUGAGGUGGAGGAUGGGUACCAGUGCUCCCCAGGUGGCCACUUGUAUCUGCCAUCCCGUGACAUGGUGUGUGGCACACGAGUUCAUCUGAACGAUCCAGACAAACACUGCUGUGGGGAGGAGACAUACUACCCUUGGAAUGAAAUCUGCUGCAACGGACACAAACACAGGGGGAACAAGUCCUGCUGCGGAGUCAAGGCUUAUGACCCCAGCUGUGACCAGAUGAAGUGCUGUGCAGGGACUCUGUACGACCUGCAGUUUCAGGACAGACUCUCAGAGGAAGCCCAGUGCUGUGGGAGUGUCCUGAUGGAGGCCGGCUCCACCCAGACCUGCUGCUCUGCCCCAGGGCUAGACCUGCUCUAUCCUACCCAGCCAGGGUUCACCUGCUGUGGGCACCGCUACCCCAACUCAUCCCUGUGGUCCUGCUGCGCCGGGGUCCUGCACCCAAGGCCUGAACCACACAACACCACCAAGAACGUGAUUCCAGGACCCAGGCUUCUACCACUGGGGGAUCUGAAGACUGAAGUCCUGUGUCAGAGCAAAGUUCUGGUAGGGACAGUGGAGAGUGUGUCUGUGAAGAUGAAUGAGCGGUCCAUCGUGAUGGUGAACACCAUGUACAUGCAGGCCUCGCGUGGCCAUGUCAGCGCCAUGGCUUCCCCUCACUACCUCACAUUACCCGACCACUGCAGCUCCCCUGAACUGGUGCUGGGCAACACUUACAUCUGGGUGAAAAAUAAUUACUCAGACACCAUAAGUUUCAUCUCUGAUCUCAGCGAUCAUUCCUCCCCUCUUCAUUCCAUCCUCUCCAGGUGCUCAAAAUGAUACUUUUAGCCUUGUUUUGAGGCAAUACAGUGUUUUGUUCACAAUUACAUUGCUUACAAAAAAUGUCUUUAAAACAAAACCCGUCCAUUUUGGGUUCUGAUGGGGUAGGACAGAUGAACUAAGCUCAUGAGGCAUACGUUAUAUUCUUCAAGAGUCCAUUUGUAUAUAAUUCAUUUAAAACUCAAACAAAAAUGUAUGUGGAUGAUGACCCAUUUAAGAUAUCAGUAUAUCUAAGUAUAUUUUUAUUUGCUUACAAAAAACCCAACCAUGUUUGUCUGGGUAGUGGUUUUCUGUUAUAUUAUUGCAAAUGGUCCUUUAAUGUUAAUGCAAUAUUUUCUUAAUAAUGUCUAUUCCAUACUGAAGCUAUUUACUCACUGAAACCCUUUGUUCAAUGUGACACUAACAUCAUUGGCGUGAAUCUGUCUGUGAAGUGAUUGCACCACAUUGUGAAACGGCAGGAAAUAAGCCUAUUUUCUAACCAAGCAAUUGUGUGUAGGUGUGUGACUUCACCAUGACCUCGUGACUUUUUCCACAUUGUGUUACGUUACAGCCUUAUUCUAAAAUGCAUUCAAUUGUCCCCCCCCCCCCCCCCC